AUGUCAGACACCACCCCAGACCUAUCCGCAGGCCCAUCCGCCUUCCCCCUCCAGAAGCCCUCCACCCCAGAAAAGGUGGCACAGUACAAAACCUGGCAAGAAGCGAAGCUAAACGGCGUGGAAGUCAUGCUCGGCGGCGAGAAGAAACUCCGCCUAGACUCGGCGUCGUCAAGUGACUCGGAAUCCAACGUCUACGACUACGCGUGGCCCACUAGCCCAGAAGACGACAAGUUCGUGCGUGCGCUCCUCCAGACCGGCGACGACGCGGACUUUGAGUCACCCUCGACAUGGGUCGUCGCGCCGCAGUACAAGUGCCUAGGGUGCGGCAAGCUGUCCGGGUUCGCCGACUCGGUGUACACGGCGCUCGUCGACCAGGUCCACACUGCCGAGUUCAUGAUCGCUGCCGUCAAGAAGGGCGAGCCGAAUAAGGCGCCUUCUCGCUACGUCAAGUGCGCAGGCUGCGGUUGCCCAUCGCCGUACCCAAUGGGCUGGGCGAGCGGUUUCGGCUGGACGCACAACGCCGAAAAGCAGGAUGCGGCCUGA
Messenger RNA from Lasiosphaeria miniovina, 543 nucleotides. RefSeq lists its product as uncharacterized. Lineage: Eukaryota; Fungi; Ascomycota; Sordariomycetes; Sordariales; Lasiosphaeriaceae. The record is from RefSeq and is a predicted model, not a curated record. The coding region runs from base 1 to 543 and encodes 180 amino acids. The transcript is spliced from 2 exons.